This is a messenger RNA of Trametes versicolor FP-101664 SS1, 807 nucleotides long. RefSeq names its product HET-domain-containing protein. The record is from RefSeq and is a predicted model, not a curated record. NCBI's taxonomy places the organism in Eukaryota, Fungi, Basidiomycota, Agaricomycetes, Polyporales, Polyporaceae. The transcript has 2 exons. The annotation marks the transcript as partial.
AUGCCACGCUUUCUAGACACGUUAACAGGCCAAUUCGUCUGGAAGGACAGUCCGGCCAACGUCAUCUAUGCUAUUCUAUCCCAUACAUGGCGAUCUGCGGAACAAGGCAGCGAGCAAUCCUACGACGAUGUCUGUAAACUCCAAGCUGAGGCUGGGUACCGCCUGAUCUGGAACGACGCGUGCUGCAUCGACAAGUCGAGCAGUGCCGAGCUCACCGAGGCUAUCAAUUCCAUGUUCCAGUGGUACCGGCUCGCAGAUGUGUGCUACGUCUACCUCGCGGACGUACCGGACGAAGAUGCCUUCGGGGCUCGCUUUGCGCGAAGCAAAUGGCACCGGCGCGGGUGGACGUUGCAGGAACUCAUCGCUCCGAAGCGGGUGGUAUUUCUCACCCAGAACUGGCGCAUGAUUGGCACAAAGUUCGGGCUAGCGCUGACGCUGGAGAAGAUCACCAAUAUCGACUUCAACGUUCUCACUGGCCGCGCUGCCCUCGACUCGAUCAGCGUGGCGCGGAGGAUGUCCUGGGCCGCUCGACGGGAGACCACGCGCGUCAAGGACAGGGCGUACUCGCUCUUGGGGAUCUUCGGCGUCCAUAUGCCCACAAUCUACGGCGAAGGGAGCAACGCGUUUCUCCGUCUCCAGGAGGAAAUCAUCAAGGCCAUCCCCGAUCAAAGCAUCUUUGCCUGGGGCCGCGCUUGCGUCUUGGCGUCAUCGCAUGUCAAGGACAACCGGCUGCCUGGAGACACAGACGGCUACGGCCUCCUCGCAGAGUCGCCAGCUGCUUUCUCCGGUUCUGGCGACGUUUGUCCG